GACGACUUCGUCUCCUCGAUAUCUCCGUCAAUUGCGACCAGUCACUCAGUCAGUCAGGAUGAAGCAUCAUUUGAUGGUGGGCACUUGGACCCGUCCAGGCCGCAUCUAUACAGUUGCUUUCGAUGACGAGGCUUUGACUCUGGAAUUGGUUAAGAAGACUGACAUUCCAGAAGCUGAGCCGAUCUCAUGGAUGACUUUCUCUCAUGACAAAAAAACCAUCUAUGGUGCUGCCAUGAAGAAGUGGAAUAGCUUCGCAGUCAACAGCCCUACCGAAAUUGUCCACCAAGUAUCUCAUCCAGUUGCUGGGCAUCCUAUGGCCGCCAAUGAAGACACAAACACACGCGCAAUCUUCGUACUCGCAGCCCGCAAACCUCCCUAUAACGUUUAUGGAAAUCCGUUCUAUAAGUACGCUGGAUUCGGCAAUGUGUUCUCAGUAGAAUCGGACGGUCGUCUGGCCAAGAACAUCCAGAACUACGAGUACGAGCCGAACACCGGUAUUCACGGCAUGGUGUUUGACCCUACCGAAACCUACUUAUACUCUGCGGAUUUGCAGGCCAACAAGAUCUGGACCCAUCUCAAAGACCCUAAGACAGGAGAACUGAGUCUCGUCGAUUGUCUUGAGGCCCCUGACCCUGGCGAUCACCCUCGCUGGGUUGAAAUGCACCCCAGCGGCAAGUACCUCUAUGCUCUGAUGGAAGCUGGCAACCGCUUGGCCGUCUACGUCAUUGACGAGCGAACCCACAAGCCUGUCUUUACGCACAUCACAUAUCCUUUACUUCCUCCUGGCCUUCCCCCCCGCAACAAGUACCGCGGUGAUGUCACUUUCACUACUCGCAGCGGUGAAUAUCUUUUCGCAACUACCCGCAGCAACCACUUUGAUGUGACCGGUUACAUUACCGCUUUCAAGCUGGGCCCGAACGGCAACAUCGAGCGCCAGCUGUUUAUCCACCCUACUUCCACCAGCGGCGGCCACUCCAACGCUGUGAGCCCAUGCGACUGGAGUGACGAGUGGCUGGCGCUCUGCGAUGACCAGCUGGGCUUCGUCGAGAUUUACAGAUUCCGUGACGAGAAUCUUUCUCGCGUGGCACGUGUGGAUAUUCCAGAGCAAGGAUUCGGCAUGAACGCGAUUUGGUACGAUUAAAUAAUGAUAUAAAAAUAAAGACAUAGAACAAAUGGGAA
Messenger RNA from Aspergillus nidulans FGSC A4, 1179 nucleotides. Its product is annotated as lactonase family protein. Lineage: Eukaryota; Fungi; Ascomycota; Eurotiomycetes; Eurotiales; Aspergillaceae. The transcript is spliced from 4 exons. The coding region runs from base 59 to 1141 and encodes 360 amino acids. The record is from RefSeq and is a predicted model, not a curated record.